UGCUCACGCGAAACGUAAACGCGAGCACCUAAAAACCUCCGUGCUCCGUUAGCAAACGGCACUUGGAGGAAACAACCUCCACUGGCUCGGAAGAGUAAAAGGAAUCAAACGACGGCGAUAUUGCGGAAAAAGCCCGGAAGUGCGCCAUACAAAAAGAGCCGGCUUUGGGUUAAAAAAGAAAAAUUAACGGAAGCGGCCAAGCUGCCGUUCCACGCGACUUCUCUCUGCCUCACCUCCUAAUAAAAACGCUCUUCUUCAAGCGCUGAUAAUGACGUGCCCCUCGUUCUCGUUACCCGAAAGCUACAGCUGCAGCUGCGUCCCUCAGCUCCCGUAGCUGUUAGUUACAGAUAUUCUAUUCCAUUCUAGAGAGAGAAAUAAACAAGAGAGUUAUAUUUCACACCCGAAAUCUAGACAUAGAAAAAGCAAGAAGCAUCAAAAGGCAAAGAAAAAAAAAAUAGACAAACCUCCGUAAUCUCAAAGCUAUUAGAGAGAGAGACAGAUGAUGAACAUGCGUUUUUGUAUAUAAAUAUGUAUAGAAACAGAAUUUGAGAAUCGUAAAUCGUCGUGAAUGCGAUUUUUUCCUUGAGAAGGUAUUGAUUCGAUUGAAGGAGGAGUUGUUAAUAGCGCCAUCGAAGAAUGCUGUUUUUUGGUCUUGAUUUUUCCCAAUUAUGUAUAGUCUGCUGUUGCUGGAUCUGAUUUGUUAUGCCAAUUCAUGUCUCUUAUGUUUUUGUCGAUUUGUUUAUGGUGAAUUUCGUCGUGUUUGGAGCAAUCGGUUUGAAUGGAGAAUCUAGCAGAUCGGCGAGAUCUGUUUUUGUAUUUAUGACUUCUGUUUUAUAAAUCUCUGAGAUUUUGUUUCCUUCUUUGAUCCAGAUUUGACUUGAAUUGCAGAUAUAUUGAACUUUAAACGAGAAUGCAAGGUAAAGUUUAUGCGUAAGCUAGCAAAGCUUGAGAUGAGGAGAAUGUAAUUUGCACGUCUGUGUAAAGUGUUUGAUAUGGUUGUAGGGGAAGCGAUUUCGAUUCAGGAGAAUGAGAGGGCUAAAAGUGCGGAUCUGGAGAAUUCUGAGGAAGGGAAACGAAGAACUAGAUGCAGGUCUCUGAAGAAAAAGGCAAUGAGUGCAUCUACGAGGCUCACUCAUAGCCUCAGGAAGCGCGGCAAGCGGGUGGCGGAUUGCCGCUACGCGGCGAUUUCAGUCAAUGAUGUUCGGGACGCAGAGGAGGAAGCGGCUGUAAAUGUGUUUCGCCAGGCAUUGAUUGAAAAAGAUUUGCUUCCGUCUCAGCACGACGAUUAUCACACUUUAUUGAGGUUUCUAAAGGCUCGAAAAUUUGACCUCGAGAAAACACUGUUGAUGUGGUCACAAAUGCUCAACUGGAGGAGAGAGCAGGGAAUAGAUUCUAUCAUACAGGAUUUUAUAUAUGAUGAAUAUGAAGAGGUUCAGCAAUAUUACCCUCAUGGUUACCAUGGUGUAGACAAAGAGGGUCGACCUGUUUAUAUAGAAAGACUUGGCAAAAUUGAACCUAGCAAGCUAAUGAGUGUCACCACAGUGGAUCGGUUUCUAAAAUAUCAUGUUCAGGGAUUUGAGAAGACUUUUGCUGAGAAAUUUUUUGCAUGUUCUAUUGCAGCCAAGAGGCAUAUAGAUUCCACUGUAACAAUAUUGGAUGUGCAUGGUCUGAAUUGGAUGAGUUUUGGAAAGGUUGCACAUGAUCUAGUUAUGCGUAUGCAGAAGAUUGAUGGUGACAACUAUCCUGAGACAUUGCAUCAGAUGUUCAUUGUAAAUGCUGGUAGUGGAUUCAAACUGCUAUGGAACACAGCAAAAAGUUUUCUUGAUCCAAAGACUACUGCAAAAAUAAAUGUUUUAGGCAAUAAGUUCCAAAAUAAGUUGUUAGAAGUUAUUGACUCAAGCCAAUUGCCAGAAUUCCUUGGUGGAUCUUGUUCAUGCGCAAAUGAAGGCGGUUGUCUUAGGUCUGACAAGGGGCCCUGGAAUGAUCCAGAAAUAAUGAAACUGGUACAUGCUGGAGAAGCAAUGUGCUUGAGGAAAAUGAAGAGUUUUUCUGAUGAAGAUGAUUUUGAAAUCAUGCCUUUUUCCUCUAAGGUUUCCAGAAGUGAAACAUCUUCUGAUAAUUCAGGCUUAGAUAUAAAGCCAGGUACAUCAGGCUUCAUCCAACAAAUGCCACUUUCUGAGGAAGGAACGAGGGGUGAUCCUGCUUCUACCUGCAGCCUGAUCGAACACAUUCCAGCAAGAGUUGAAGACUCUAGUUCUAUAAAUGAUUCAACCAAUGGUGUCAGUACAACAAUGGUGCAGAAGAAGUUCAUUCCCCAUCUAACAACUUUUGUAAUUCAAUUCAUGCUCAAAUUGUUAGCAUGGGCAUAUCUUCUUGUACCAGUGGUGGGGAGACUUUUUGCAGCACGACAUGCAGAUAGACAAUUACCUGACCGACAUAAUCCACCAUUGGCAGAGUCAAAUUCUCAAGGGCAGCAGAUCUCACAGGAAAUAAAAGAGGACACACUCCAGCCAUGCUGGCAGAGGUUGCAACAUAUAGAGACAAUGGUAAAUGAGCUGGUUAACAAACGUGCCAAAAUUCCUCCCGAGAAAGAGGACAUGCUUCUUGAAUCAUUGAGUCGUAUUAAAUCUAUAGAACAUGAUCUACAGAAGACGAAGAGAGCUCUGCUUGCAACUGCAUCAAAACAGGUGGAGCUUGCCGAGUCAUUUGAAAAUCUAAAAGAGAGUGCCUUAGCAGGAGUGAACUCAUGUUGGCCAAGAAAUUGCAGAACCUUUUCCCCAGAUAGAUGAGAUGUAUUUCUUUCAAAAACAAGUUUGUUGAUGUUAUUGCAGAAUGCCCCUGUGAUUCUUGAGCUUCACUCAUAACCAGAUACAAAGUAGCUCAGUAAAUUCAAAGGAAUUAGCCAUUCUAGGUCCUUACCCUGCACAGAUAAUAUCUCACUCUUCACCUGGCCAUGGAUUUUAAGAUAUUUCGGACGGCAUGGCGGUGAGCAUGACACACCUGUAUGGUAUUCCUCAUGUGUCUGUACAUAGCAAACAUCUUUUGUUCUCCUUAUUUUUUGUUUCUCAGUCUGAAAAUGGUAACCACAUUGAUAUUCAAAACUAAAUUCUCAUUUCAGAAGAGAGCUUUACUAGAAAAUUUUAUGAGUUGAGGCGAUUUUAAUGCACUAUUCACUGUUUCAGCA
Molecule: messenger RNA, 3184 nt
Organism: Manihot esculenta (cassava)
Lineage: Eukaryota; Viridiplantae; Streptophyta; Magnoliopsida; Malpighiales; Euphorbiaceae
Product: phosphatidylinositol/phosphatidylcholine transfer protein SFH9
Exons: 14
Coding region: 993-2789 (598 amino acids)
Source: RefSeq, a predicted model, not a curated record